AUGGAAACUGGCCCCGAGCGACGCAAGCAACAGACCGUUGUACGGCGGGCUUUGGCCUGGGUGCGCAACCAUGUCUACCAGGGUUUUGCCGGCCUCUCUUUCAUUCAGUGGCACUAUUUCUACUUUGUCGCCACUUCGCUGGUCGCCAGUCUGAUCUUCUGGGGCUCGUCGACACCGGCCAAGUCCGUUACCUAUGUCGACAGUCUCUUCCUUUGCGUCUCAGCCAUGACAGAGGCAGGCUUGAACACAGUCAAUCUCUCGGAGCUGAAUACCUGGCAGCAGAUACUGCUCUUCCUCCUGAUUAUCCUUGGCUCUGCCAUAUUCGUGUCGUCGUCCAUCCUCCACAUACGUAAGAGGGCCUUUGAGAACAAGUUCGCGGAACUUGUCGAACAGCGCCGGAAACGACUGCGCAGGCCGCGCACACGUACCUUCACCUUGUCAAGACGAGACCAUGUUCACUCUAAUGACCGCGAGUCCACCGUCGCCUCUGGAGCGUUGCGCGGGCGCCUGGCGGAGGCAGGUCCCGAACGCCCCGAGCAUAAGGCUUCCUUCAGCUCACAGGAUCGCCGGCAGAAUUUGGAGGCGCCAGCAGAGGCACAGAUUGAGCCUGGACCACCACCCGCCACAGGCACAACCACCACUGACUCCAAUAUAGGCCAUAUCCGAUUUGUUGAAUCGAUCCUGCCCGUGGAACGCACGGAGCACCGGCCACGGAGCAUCAGCCGCAGCCGGAGUUUCUUCGAGGGUCGCGGUGUUGGUGCUCGAGGCUUGGACAACCAUCCGCGGAAUGCACGACCGGUCGAGAUCCACGAGGCGACGCUGGAUUGCGCCGUCGACGACAAUGCAGCACAACCGGGACCAUGGGUGAAGAAGGUGCACAGGUAUAUCGACACAGUGGGGGGAUACCUGGGGAGAAAUUCCCAGUUCUACCACCUCAGCGAGAAAGAGAGGCGGAAACUCGGAGGGUUCGAAUACGAUGCCAUCUGCCUUCUCUCGUGGCUGGUGCCGGCCUACUUCGUCCUCUUCCAGCUGUUCGGCGCUCUGGGGGUUGGGGCUUGGAUAACAGUCAACCGCCCACACAUCUCGUCGACGAAUGGGCUGAAUCCCUUCUGGACCGGUGCUUUCUUCGCCAUCAGCGCUUUCAACAACAGCGGCAUGGCUCUCCUUGAUGCCAACGCGGUCGCGGUCAAUACGAGCUAUUACUGCAUGUUGACGCUCAGUCUGCUCAUCCUUGCAGGGAAUACGCUCUUUCCGCCAUUCCUUCGACUCAUUCUGUGGACUUUCAGCAAGGUGAUGCCUGAGCAUUCCGCCUCGGCGGACUGGCAGAGACGGCGGCGGACAGUCCAAUUCUGCCUGGACCAUCCUCGGAGGGUCUACACGAACCUUUUCCCCAGCGCUGCUACCUGGUGGUUAGUUGCCAGUGUGGUGGUCUUGAACGCCAUUGAUUGGAUUGCGUUUGAAUUACUCAACAUUGGAAAUGAGGUGGUGGAUUCGCUGCCCACGGGGUUCCGGAUCGUUGCAGGGUUAUUUCAGGCCUUCGCCGUGAGAAGUGGUGGCUUCUACAUUGUAUCCAUAUCAGGGCUGAGAUCUGGUUUGCUCGUCCUCUACGUCCUCAUGAUGUACUUGAGCGCUUUCCCCGUGACAAUGACGAUUCGGAACACCAACGUCUACGAAGAACGGUCGCUCGGCAUCUUUGCAGACGAGCUUCCACUCUAUCAGGACCAUGAGGGAACAGCCGCGCAAAAGGACAAGAAGGAAGGACUCUUGACUGGGCUGAGACGAACACUCACAAUGACCCAUGGCGGCCAGCCGACACAGAAUCCGGCAUGGAACCAUGAGGAUUUCAUCCGACUCCAGCUCCGCUCCCAGCUCGGCCACGACUUGUGGUGGAUUGCCAUUGCAGUUUUCGUCAUUACGUCGAUCGAGACGGGCCAAUUCGAGCGGGAUCCUGUGACUUUUUCCACAUUUAACAUCAUCUUCGAAGUCAUCAGCGCCUACGGCUGCGUCGGCAUCAGUGUGGGAGUCCCCUGGAACAACUACUCCUUCUGUGGAGCCUGGCACCUGACCUCCAAACUUGUACUUUGCGCGGUCAUGCUUCGAGGCAGACACCGGGGAUUGCCCGUCUCGAUCGACCGAGCAAUCCUUCUUCCGGACGAAAGUCUGGCGUGGGCGGAGGAAGAGGACGCGCACAAGAGAACCACGAGCUUCGCCUCCGAGGUGACCACGCGUUCGGGAGAUGUGGUGCGACCACCGACGUCGGCAACCGCAUCGACAAGUGUGGUGCGUCGACCGCGAUCUGCGAGCUUGGGAGCCCCAGGGCCCAGCAUCCACGUUGACGCCGACGCCAGAGGAGCCGAACACGUCGUUUGA
Molecule: messenger RNA, 2370 nt
Organism: Cladophialophora yegresii CBS 114405
Lineage: Eukaryota; Fungi; Ascomycota; Eurotiomycetes; Chaetothyriales; Herpotrichiellaceae
Exons: 4
Coding region: 1-2370 (789 amino acids)
Biological process (GO): intracellular potassium ion homeostasis; potassium ion import across plasma membrane
Cellular component (GO): plasma membrane
Molecular function (GO): high-affinity potassium ion transmembrane transporter activity
Source: RefSeq, a predicted model, not a curated record